Brugia malayi is the source of this 867-nucleotide messenger RNA. RefSeq lists its product as uncharacterized. NCBI's taxonomy places the organism in Eukaryota, Metazoa, Nematoda, Chromadorea, Rhabditida, Onchocercidae. The transcript has 5 exons. Gene Ontology annotation, molecular function: signaling receptor activity. The record is from RefSeq and is a predicted model, not a curated record. The coding region runs from base 1 to 867 and encodes 288 amino acids.
AUGAAUGGUAUAUGUGUGCAAAGUUUUGAGCAUUUAGCAACAACGAAUGAUCUCGAAACAUUGAUUGUACCACCAUUCAAAUUAAAACCAAUAAAAUUUGAUGCAAAAGAAAAGAUAAACAAUCAGCCAACGAAUACGACUGAAUUUCAAACGUUGAAGAUGGCAAAAUCUGAUGAACAAUCUGAAUCUGAGGAACUGGAAGAAACCGAAACUGAAGAAUUAAGUGAGACAGUGGCAGAAGCAACAGAUGUGACAGCAUCGCAGAUACCAAAUGAGGAAAUAACUGAAGUAAUGAAUGUGACAGAAUUUGAGACAAUUAUUGAAACAGGAACUGUAUCUGAUUAUCACACAUCAAAUAUGGAAACAGAUUCUUGGACUUUAGAAAAAUGUGACAGUAGUGCAGAUUGCAAAAAAUCACAAAUUUGCCAGGAUGGACUCUGCCAUAAUUCUCAUUCUUAUACAAAACUCUGUGACAGUCUAUGGUGGCAAUUUAGGCAGAAGUGUUAUCUCCCGAUUCACGGUCGUUUCACUCAUUCUGAAGGAUCUGAUUAUUGCGCAAAAUUUGGUGCUCAUUUGGUUACAAUUAGAGAUACUCAACAAGCAAAUUAUGUGAAUUAUAUCUAUGAUAUAGGUGGUAGUGGUACAUAUUGGAUUGGUUUAAUUAAAGAUAUUAAUGGUACUUUGAAAUGGCAAAGUGAUGAAUCUAUGAUUUACACCAACUGGAGUGAAGGAGAACCGGAACCACGGAUAGGUUGUGUGAUUAUCAAUACGGUAAUACAUAAUGGAAAAUGGUCAAUAACUGACUGCUCUGACUUACAGUAUCCAGAUCAAGGAUUUGUUUGUGAGAUGGAUAUUCGUAAUAAUUAG